GGCGCCGAAUUGCAGAGGCUUGCUCUUCAAGUUCAAUUACGAAGAGAGCGUCGCCGGAGUUGCAAAAUUGUUUCUUUUCAAGAAAGGAGAAAAAUGGAUAUUAAGAUUGGAGGUUCCAUUCAGAAGAUUAAUGGUAAAGAACUGAGCUAUCGCGAUUUUGCCGAGAGAUACUUGGCCAAAAACGAGCCGGUGGUACUUACAGGUCUCAUGGAUGAUUGGCAAGCUUGCAAAGACUGGGUUACCCAUGAUGGAAAACCUAACCUCCGUUUCUUCUCCACCCACUUCGCCAAAUCCAAAGUUGAGGUUGCAGAGUGUGGGACUAGAGAAUUAACAGAUCAGAAGAGGGUAGAAAUGUCUGUCUCAGAGUUUGUUGACCAUUGGCUUGAGGAUUCCAUGGACAAUCACGUGGGUAAAGAGAAGUCCUUGCUGUAUUUAAAGGACUGGCAUUUUGUAAAGGAGUACCCAGAAUAUGUAGCGUACACAACUCCACUGGUUUUUUCUGAUGAUUGGCUCAAUCUGUAUCUUGACAAUUAUCGAAUGCACAAGGAUCCUGAUACUUACCAAGAGAAUAAUGAAAUAUGUUGUUCUGACUAUCGUUUUGUUUAUAUGGGAGCAAAAGGAUCUUGGACGCCUCUUCAUGCUGAUGUUUUCAGGUCAUAUAGUUGGUCAGCAAACGUAUGUGGGAGGAAAAAGUGGCUUUUCCUGCCUCCUUCUCAAUGUCAUCUAGUUUUUGACAGGAACAUGAGAAGCUGUGUGUAUAAUAUCUUUGAAGAUGUUAGUGAAACUAAAUUCCCUGGUUUUGAUAAGGCUAUAUGGCUGGAAUGUACUCAGGAAGAGAAUGAAAUGAUCUUUGUGCCAAGUGGAUGGUAUCACCAAGUUCAUAAUCUGGAGGAUACAAUAUCAAUAAACCACAACUGGUUCAAUGCCUACAAUCUUUCAUGGGUGUGGGAUCUGCUCUUAAAAGAUUACAAGGAGGCCAGGGAUUACAUAGAGGACAUCAAAGACAUUUGUGAUGAUUUUGAAAAUCUCUGCCAACGUAAUCUGGCAGCAAAUACAGGCAUGGAUUUCUAUGAUUUCUUCAUCUUCAUAUCCCGCUUCUCCUUGGCUAUUGUGGUCCAGCUUUACUCUCUACUUAUCAACACAAACUUUGAAAGUCCAAUUCAGAGUUGGUCCCCAACAGCUUGGCAUUUAGUUUUUAACCUAGCAUCUAUACGGAGAAUAGCAUUAAACAUGAAGUCUGAAGGUUGCCUAACAGGAAACUAUGGCAUUUUAGAUUUGAGUGAAUCAUGGGACAACCCUCAGUUUCUUAAAUUGUGUGCUGACUUGGGAAGGACAUAUACAAUGAUCCAUGAUCAAGAGAGCCGGAGAUUUAGUGUAAAGGAAGUUUUUAUGGUUCUUUUGGAAGAAAAUAUCCUUCGAAUCUGUGCUCCUGAAGAUUUGGUUAAAUUUAUAGACUUCUCUGUUGUCAAAAUCAGUGCUAGUUUUGGAAAAGAAAACAUUUUACUGUCUGUAUUAGAUGAUACUCAGCCGCAUGUAAAUUGUGAAUGUGAAGCCAAAGGUGACCAUGCCCUUUAUUAGAUCUAUUCAUGGAUAUAAGAUUCAAGAAAAAUUUACUGUUUUAUUGGAAGAUUAAUGUUUAGUCAUGAAUAAAUCGCAAUGUUCAGG
Molecule: messenger RNA, 1665 nt
Organism: Rubroshorea leprosula
Lineage: Eukaryota; Viridiplantae; Streptophyta; Magnoliopsida; Malvales; Dipterocarpaceae
Source: the annotation of a GenBank genome assembly